Carassius auratus (goldfish) is the source of this 1659-nucleotide messenger RNA. Its product is annotated as ribonuclease inhibitor-like. NCBI's taxonomy places the organism in Eukaryota, Metazoa, Chordata, Actinopteri, Cypriniformes, Cyprinidae. The transcript is spliced from 4 exons. The record is from RefSeq and is a predicted model, not a curated record. The coding region runs from base 80 to 502 and encodes 140 amino acids. Gene Ontology annotation, molecular function: protein binding.
UGAAGGUUGUGAUGCUCUAACUUCAGCUCUGAGAUCAAACCCUGAACACCUGAGAGUGCUGGAUCUCUCAUUAAAUAAAAUGGGAGAUUGUAAAAUGAAUCUGCUCUCUACUGUACUGAGGAAUCCUCACUUUAAACUGGAGAAACUGGGGUUGAGAAAUUGUGGCAUCACAUUUGAAGGUUGUGCUGCUCUGACUUCGGCUCUUAAAUCAAACCCUGGACACCUGAGAGUUCUGGAUCUGGCUGGGAAUAAACUAGGAGAUUGUGUGAAUCUGAUCUCUUCUGUACUGGAAGAUCCUCCCUGUAAACUACAGAUACUGUGGUUGUGUGAUUGUGGUAUCACAGAUGAAGGUUGUACUGCUCUGGCUUCAGCUCUGAGAUCAAACCCUUCACACCUGAGACAAUUGGGUCUUUCAGGGAAUGAACUAACAGGUGUUGGUGUGAAGCUGCUUUCUGAUCUAAAGGAUGAUCAACAUUAUGAACUGAAAGCAUUUUUCUAUUGACUCUCAGUAUUUAGAUGUCAGUCCAGUUUCUUGUGGAUCAGCUGAUGGUAACGAAGCAGUACAGAAACACAGUCACGCAAUCAACAGAGACUGAAGACAGAGACACACAGUGGUCACACUGAGUUCACAUCGUUUUCUUUUUUGCAUCUUUUGUGGGUCUGUUCUUUUGAAUAACUGAUGUCAUCAAAUUUUCACAAAUAUCUGUUAAGUCAUCUGCACACAGCCAAGCUGCUCAAAAUUCGAUGUAAUGCAGGACAAAAGCCAGACUAAUAUUUGUAUCUGUGUAAAUGCAUUUAUGCCACCUCUGAGCAGCAUUAAACAGUCUGUGUAAACACACACAAAUGCCAGUACUUCUGUGCCACCUUUGCAGUAUAAAUUUGCCAACAGAGGACCUGAAUGUAUUAUUUGGGGUUGUUUUGAAUUUGCUGUAUUGAUCACAACGUACACUUACACUCAAAAACACUCAGUAACACUCUAUAUACACUACAAGCAUGUGAGAAUGAGAUUCAUUCAUGAAUAACACUUUCUUUUUACAUAUUAACUUUCAGAGUAAUUUAGUAUAAUAUGACAAGUUUUACAUCAGGGAGCCUGACUACUGAAUAGAAAUAAAUAUUUUAAAUGUUGCCGUUUUUAAUAUAAACUUCUGGAAAACAUUUUAUUGUUUAUAUAUGCCAGUCCAUUUAACUGAUCUAUUAAAGUGGACAGAUUACUGAAAUAUUUCUUUAGGCCUAUCUGGUUGAAUACUGCUUACUAAACUGGAGUCUUUUUCUGGAUUUAUCUAUUCUACAUGAUCCUUCCCUUUUCUGACAAGAAAAUAAAGUUAGUAAAUGAUGGCAGAUUUUGGUUUUGUGUUUGCAGUAGAAUUUUAAUAAUGUAGGCAAAAUAUAUUUUCUUUUGCAGUGUGAUUUCUUUAUGCACUUGAAUGAUCUGGUUUUCAUGGAAUCAUUCCAUACUUGAAGUUACUGUGUAGUUAACAUUCACUCCACAUAACUAUUUGGAAUAACUGCUCUAUCAUAUUUAGAAUAAAAACUUUGUUUAAUGAUUGGAUGGCUCGAAGUAUGUAUGAUUGUAUAUUUUCACUUUCCUUUUUUGAUUUUGGAACAAACCAUUACAGCUUCAGAUUACGAGGUUUUGAAUGACUGAAAAAUGUCAUUUGU